Messenger RNA from Aspergillus aculeatus ATCC 16872, 999 nucleotides. RefSeq lists its product as uncharacterized. Bases 1 to 999 code for a protein of 332 amino acids. The record is from RefSeq and is a predicted model, not a curated record. The transcript is spliced from 3 exons. Gene Ontology annotation, biological process: proteolysis. Gene Ontology annotation, molecular function: serine-type peptidase activity. Lineage: Eukaryota; Fungi; Ascomycota; Eurotiomycetes; Eurotiales; Aspergillaceae.
AUGCCCCCGACGCCCCUCACAGUCCAAUACAAGGAGAUCGACGGUAGCAAGGUCGAUACAGAUGUCUAUCUCCCACCCCUAGCAGCCUCCGAAAACGGACAACCGAAAGACUAUCCUGUCUUAAUCGACAUCCAUGGCGGCUCGUUCAUGCUGGGCCAUUCCAAGAUGGUCUGUAUGCCUCAGGUGGACGAUUGUCUGGCCCGCAGCUGGAUCGUGGUCAGUCCCAACCACCGACUCUGCCCGCAGGUGAACAUCCUGGAGGGUCCGAUGGCCGAUUGCCGAGACCUACUAGCCUGGAUCUACGACGGCCACCUCGAUGCAUUUCUUGCCGGGCAGUCAGCUGCGCACUUGCAUGGAUCGCAGUACCGCGUCGAUAAGGACCGAGUCAUGGCCUUCGGGACAUCGUCCGGAGGCACAUUGGCUUUGUCACUGGGAUGGGACGUCCCGCGCCGAGUAGCAGCGAUCCUCGACUUCUACGCCCCGGCCUACCUCACCCACCCGUUCUGGACGCAACCGCUUCCCGAGGUAGCCAGCAAGCUGCCGCCUCUCGACUCCGCGUUCCUCAACCGGAUCUACGAUGAGAAGCCCGUGCCUACGAACAGCUCGAUCUCCCUCGAAGGGCAGACCGAGGUUGGCGUCGUGCCGGGCCCGGACUUCAGCCGCCCGCGCGACGGGUUCGCGCUCACACAGGUCGCCAACGGGACGGUCAUCCAGGCGUGCUAUCCCGGUCGAGAUGUCAAAGAGAUCGACCCAGUCCACCACGUCGAUGCGCAGUUCCCGCCAACGUGUAUUGUGCACGGUGGGGCGGAUACGAAGGUCACCAUCGAGGUGAGUCGGGAGUUGUUCCGGGCGCUGAAGGAGCAGGGGGUGCGGUGUGAGAUGAUUGAGGUGCCCGGGGAGGAUCACACCUUUGCGAUGAGUAUGAAGGUGGGGUCUCCGACGUGGGAGUUGCAGAGACGCGGGUUUGAUUUCUUAGAGAGUGUGAUCGCUUCUCGGUGA